GCAUCCGUCGUACCAAGUCUGUCUCUGGGACUCUCCCUUUCAUCUCCGCACCUUCCACCAGGUUCACUAGAUGCAUUCAUGAGGUGCAUGCUCGUAUCCCGAAUCUCAAGACGUGUUCUUGCCGAACAUCACCUUGCGCUCUCGAAGUCCCUUGGAACCAACAGCCUCAAUCACCCCGAGGACCCACACGUUGGCAUCAUUUACACUGCGCUCAACCUCAGUGAUUCCAUUGACAAGUGUGUCGCGCUCUUGCAUGGCAGGCCACACGAUAUAGUCGAUGAGAUUGGGGAAAGCGUGCCGAAUCGCGGAUGGCCGGAAGUGAUCGUCGAUGGUCACAUUGACACUAAGUUUUCCUACAUACGUGAACACCUCGAGUACAUCAUAUUUGAACUUCUCAAAAACGCAAUAACCGCUACUGGACUGGAUCACAGGAGUUCGCCUAACCUUCCUCCUAUACGAGCUACCAUCGUUCUUGGCAAGAACGACGUUCGGGUGAGAAUAUCUGAUCAAGGUGGUGGACUCUCAUCUGCUCGGAUCAAGUCACCUUCCGACCUCUUCUCUUUUUCUCACAUUCGCAAUGCAACACGCAUGGAUGACGCAUGGCUGGGCGCGCUACGCUCAGCCAGUUCGAGAGGCGUUAAAGCUACUGAAAAUACGCCCAUGGCGGACUGA
Molecule: messenger RNA, 672 nt
Organism: Suillus fuscotomentosus
Lineage: Eukaryota; Fungi; Basidiomycota; Agaricomycetes; Boletales; Suillaceae
Exons: 4
Biological process (GO): regulation of glucose metabolic process; protein phosphorylation
Cellular component (GO): mitochondrion
Molecular function (GO): pyruvate dehydrogenase (acetyl-transferring) kinase activity
Source: RefSeq, a predicted model, not a curated record